Cinara cedri is the source of this 10192-nucleotide messenger RNA. The record is from the annotation of a GenBank genome assembly. Lineage: Eukaryota; Metazoa; Arthropoda; Insecta; Hemiptera; Aphididae.
GAUGGAGUGCUGCCGUCGCCGCAGCGUAGGGGAGACGACCAAUUAUAGCGCAUCAAGUAUACCUCGAUUUGACCUUUCUCGCAUCAGUCGGUCGAUGGAAAAAAAAAUACUACGUACCUUUGGGUAGGAGAACCGUCUAUAUAAGAACCGCCCUAGGUCGUCCGACGAACAAAACGCUAGCGUAAACCCAAGUGCAUGUAAGAACGUCUAAACACACAAAUAAUCAAAUCAGCAUGAAAUCAUUAACAUUAGUGCUGUUAGUCGGUAAGUCAAUUUUUUUUAUUUUUAUUUUUAAUGUACCUACGAUAUUUUUUCAUUUUAUACCUACCAUCAACAUAAAAUGCUAAAAAAUAAAAAACAAAAUUGCCCACUUAAAAAUACCGUCAAAAAUUAAAAAUAUCUUAUUUGAAAGUUUCAAAAAUUAAAAAAAUUAAUUAUUGUUUUUAGAUUCUGAGUAAAACGAAGGGGCUACAAUUUCAUAUAAUUUUUCGAAAUUUUCGAUAUUUUUUUAAAAAUAAGCUUUGUUUUAUUGUUUUUUUUUUGGAUUAUGCAAAUACUCUGAUUUUUUUACGCAGUAACUAUCACAUAAUGUGCGAAAUUACUGCUUAGUAAUGCUUUAUUUCUAUCAUGCAUCACAAAUUUCUAUAAGUUUCGGUGAGUAAGUUGCUGAAUAUUUAAUAUUCAGUAUUUUAGUAUGUGAAAUUUAAUUUUGCUUUUCAAGUCAAUUUGUUUUUCUUUUGCUCUUGUUUUACUUUUAAAUUGAUUUUUCGAAGAUUUAAUUACGAGCUCUGGCUAUUAAAUAACGAGACUACUUAUGAAAAAUAGUAGUCUCGUCAUUUAACAACCAAACCUCGUAUAAUUAUUAUUAGCUAUUUUUUUUAAAAAAAGUUUUUUGGUGCUUUUUUAAUAUUUUUACUGCUUUAUUUUAAGUGCAUUUAUUUUUAUGUUUUAUUAAGCUUACGACAUCGGGACACUAGUUAUGUUUAAAGUUUACUACAUCAGUGGCCGCGUUCAAAAAGUCACGACCGCGUGCGUUAGAUUACAUUGUUUCUACAACGACACGAUAUUCUAUAUAUAAUUGUGUUAAUUAAAUGAAUUAAACAACGUUACGAGUUACCGACAAACGGGACAAACUAUAAUCGAGACCUCUAGAUGUGAAAAUGCGAAAAUGCAUUAUAUAUUAUAUCAUUCGAUUCAUUAAAGCGCCGUGUACACCGGGAAAAUUUGACCCAACUAUAGUAUAAUAUUAUACUUACGUACUUAUUUUUCAUCGAUUUCUCGACUUUCCUACAUCAUCGAAAUCGGUGUAAUCAUAAUAUUAUUCUGAACGUGCCGAACGUUCCAAACAACUAUAGGUACCUAUAGACGUCAUGUGAUCGAUAAUAAUAAUAUUAUCAUUAUCUGCGAAUAGGAAAAAUCGUACCGAUAAAACUAAACUGCGAUAUAGGUACACACACACAAUUAAUUACUUAAUGAUGCACACACCGCUGAGUUCACUGUGUCCGAACUUUUAUAAUCCAUAUGUAUUCGGUAAAAAAAAAAUCGAUUCGAGGAUGAGAAUGAGUUGUUUAAACAACGGCAUUCAGUAUAGGUAUUUAAGAAUUGACUUUAGGUAUAUUAGAGUUCGGAUGUUGUAAGCAUUUUCUUUUUUUUUUCUAUUCGUCCAAUAUUAGGCAACGUCAGCUCUAAAUUUGUUUCAUACUACCUAAGAUUAUAACCUAAGAAAUAGUACACGAAAAUUUAUUUGGCUUUUUUGCUCUUUUACUUUAAAAUUGCUUUUUCGGAAUUUUAAUUAGUAACAAUUUAUUAACUAUUAUUAAUUUUUAAAAAUUUUAACUGCCUUAUUGCUUUGUUCCAAGUUUUUUUUUUCUGUUUUAUUGAGCCACAGUAUCAAAAUUCUAAUCAUUAUUAUUAUUUUUUUUUUUUAAUAAAAAAACCGCGUUUCAAAAAUAGGUGCACAACUAUCACAAAUAUAAGUAAAUGCAAUCCGAAUUGUCUUCAAAAUCAUUACAAACGAAGCGACCAUGGCAAUUAAGUUGUAUAAGUAAUAAAAGCCCGGUGAAUUUUUUUUUUUAUAUUUUACUUUGUUUAAUAUACAUUUUAAACCAUGAUAACGUAACAUCGAUUUUGUUUUUAAAUUCGAAACGUCUGUUCGCAUUUUUCGAAUAUAUUAUCGUUAUAUAGCUAUCUACAUAGUUAUACGUCAACAUUCAAAUUAAAUAUUUGGUAUAUUAAGUUUUUUUUUUUACCAUUGAUGUUUCCGAUCAAACAAAUAAAAUAUAAUACUAUUUAUUAUACCUACUAUAUCGCAUCAUCAAACAGUCGAAUUUCACUGUAAUUCAUGUUUGAUAUAUAUAUAUAUAUAUAUAAAAAAAAAAAAACGAAUUAUUAUAAAUGCAUGCAUUCCCGUUUAAAAGUAGUAUAUUAGGUACGAUAUGAAAUUUGAAAAAAAGACAAGUACAAAAAAAUAACUCUAAAUGUUUAGAUACCUCAGAAUAAUAUAUUAUUCAAAUAACCUAUUAUUAUAUUAUAUUAUCUGAUAUGAACACGAUACGGAACUAUAAAAUAUUAUAAUGUACUCGCUACAUAAUCUUAUAAAUAUUAACACUUUGGACGAUGAUAAUGAUAUUAAAAAUAUGAAUUUCACUGUCCACUGAUAUCCUACAAUAGAAUUGUAUACAUGUUCGCUAUUUCUUUUUCUUCUCGUCCUCGCCUCUCCUCCCCUCUAUUUGUGUUCGGUCGCCUCGGUGUUCUGAAUCUCACUUAAUUCGAUCUCAACUCCCUACACACACGCCUUCAGCAGCCGUCAUAACAAAUAUUGCACACACUUUUAAAUCGCAAUAGUAAUAUUAAUAAACUUCGAUAUAAUAGGCCUCGCUGUGGUAAUAGUAUCAGUCAACGGUGCUCCGGCCAAUGAUAAAAAGAUAGGUACCAGCCACAAGCUGAAGGCCACCAGCACAACGACAACCAUUUCGCCAUCCCGCAAAUGCAAGUCCGACUGCCCGACCGAAUUCAAACCGAUUUGCGGAACGGACGGUGCUAAAGUGAACUUGAGCUUUGGCAACCGGUGCGUAAUGGAAAAAUACAACUGCGAACACAAUUCGAGUAAGUAAAAAUAAAUAUCAGACCAAUUAGUGCUAAUACGUAAAAUUGAAAUGUGCAAGAAUCGUAAAUAUUGAAUUAAUAAUUACUAUAGGGCUUGGGACUUAUUGCAUUUAAAAUUCACAUAAAAGCACUCCAAGCAAAUAUUAUAAGAGAAAAUAGUAGAAAGGUUUAAAGUUCCCCUGUUCAACGACUAUAAACUAUUAAAUAUAUUUUUUAACACAAUACAAAUGAUUAAUAAAAAGUUAUUUCGUUAAAAUAAAAUUGUACGUAUUAUAAAAAAAAAUAACUUUGGGUGAACAACUCGUGUAGCGUUACAAAAUUGUAUUUAAUAAGUUAAAUCCGUUAGAGGGGGAACAUUUAAACUCUUGUAUCAUUUUUGCUUUUUCAAAUAUUUUUCAAGUGCUUUUUUCAGAGUUUUUUAAGUGGAUUUUUAUGGAUUUUAAGUGCAAUAAGUUCAGAGUCCAAAUAAUUACUAUACCUAUACUUGUGACUGGGCUUAAAAUAAUAAUUAAUUUAUGACAUUUUUUUUAAGGAGUACGUAGGUUUCUAUCAACAGCUGUUAUUUUGUUAAAUAUUUGUCAGUUUGGUAAAAUAAAAACCUAAUUUAUUUAAAAAUUUGACACUAUCCGGAAAAUUUUAAGGUAGUUAAAGAUUUUAGAAAAGAAAGCUCAUAAUAAAUGUACCAGAGAUUAUGAUGAACGUUUUUCCGGACCCCAGUGUCAAAUAGGUUAACGGUUUUGGUUAGUUAAAUAAUCCAUUUUAAAUUCUGAGAUUACCGAAAAAUGUAUUGGUUUUAUAAUGAUGUUUAUUUUUUUUUCUAUGAACAACUUUUCUACCAGCAUUUUUGUCCCGAUUUACUAUGAUAGCACUUUUUAUGAAAGUAAACUGAGAAAGUACAUUAAGAAGGUAAUUUUUUUUAUUUUCCUGGGAGUUUUCCUAAUAAAUGGAAAAAACCGGGAAAACAUGGGAAAACCGAGAGAAUAUAUAUAUAUUGUUGAUAAAGCAACACUAUCAACAGAACUCCGCUCAGAAUUUUUUUUUGUUAGCAAUGGUUUAUCGCUGUUUACAUUAAACAUUAAAUUACAUUAUACAUUAAAUUUCCCCUCUACUAGCUUCCCAACUUCUCACCUAUAACAAUGACUGCUCCCGUUCCCAUUAUUAUAAGACAGCUUCUUUUAUUUUCUUCCUUAAACCAAACCACACACAGAAGUUUUGCCUCAGAUUAAUGCAUCGUACCACAGCAUAAUAUAUUGUUUUUUGAAAUAAAUGUAAAGGCAUUGGUUUUAAUUUUAUCGAGUUUUUUAAUCACCAUUUACGAAACUGAACACACCUUGUCACAUCCGUGUUUGUAUACGAGUAUUAUAAAUUAUAAUACGGUCCUAAGUAAAGUCGCCAGCGUAGGUACUAUGGGUACCCGUCACACAUGUGUGUUUAAUAUAGAAAACCAAAUUACACUUCUGCCUUCACGUCUACAAUACUACGCUUACAGAACAUUUAAAUUUAUGUAGUUUAUAUAAUUUAUAUUACCAAGACGUAAUAUAAAUAUAUGGGAUAAUAUAUGAAAAACAUUUAAAAAUUUUUCUAUCCAGAUCAUUCAUCGAUCUAUCCUUGAUUUUAUAUUUCGUAAGAUAAUUCAUGGCAUAUAUAUUUCAUGGGUUAAUCACAGUUUUCCAUAUAUAUAUUUUUCAAGUAUAUGACUGCCAAACUUCAAAAUUACCUCAUUACUUAUCAUACAGUCUGCUACCUAGUUGUUUUAUGUAUCUGUGGGUAAUUCAUAAGCUAUUAUACUUGAAAAAUGUAAAACGAAUAUUUUUCCCGUCCACUGACCACAAGGUAGGUAGCUAAGUAUAUAAAAUUCGUCACAUAUCGAUAAAAAAUGUUUUGAAAUCCAUUAAACGUAAAAUAGCAUGUAAAAUAUAUUAUAGUUCUUAUAAAUACCGGAGAAAAUAUCAUAAUAUAUUAAUAUAAGACUAUAAUUUUCAAAAGCCGCACGCACAUAGUAAUUGCACCGAUUAGUUAGUGUUUCGCGAUUGUUUAAUACAAUAUUUUGUAUAAUGAAACUAAUUAAAACGAACACCUGGAGAGGAAAUAAAUUAGGUACCUAUCUCGGUUAAUCCGCAGAUCCGGAUACUGCUUGAGCGAGCAACCCCGACGGGAACGAUGGGAACCUACGUUUUUUUUACAGAAUUUUGAAAUACCUCUAGAAAGGAAAAAACACCGAUUAUACAAUUAUGUAAAUAUUUUUAUAUAAUUUAAUAUUUACCUACAUAGGUUUACCACAUUAUAAUCGAAAUGCAAAAACAAAACAUCUAUGAAGAUCUCUGAAACAAUAAAUGAUAAUAUGAGGUGGAUAGAAGAUGUAGUCAAAAUGGACGUGAAAGCUUUAAAUGGACAAAAUUUGGACCAGAUUUCGAUGGUGGAAGACACCUGAACUGCUGGAGGAUCAUUUGUGAGACAGUGAAUGAUUCUAGAGAUGAAAAUGAAAAAUGCAUGGAGUUUUACCUAAAUAAACUUUAUUUGUUCAUUUAUUCCGCAAUUUCAAACGAUGUUCAUAUUUUGGCUAGAUAUUAUUUUUCCCCAUACUCGGAUUCUAUACUUAUGUUUAAAGCACUUAUACAAUUAGUACACGUAUAAUUUAUUAUAUACACGUGUACAUAUACAAAGCGAUACGACGAGACUCGUCGAGAUUGUCGAUUUCGCGUUUCCGGUCAAGUGCUCGGUCAGCCCCUGUAGACUCAUUUCGGCACACUUCAAUAUAAUAACUACAAUCAUAUAUGCCAAUAUAAUAAUGUACCCCAGACACGUUUUUUGGGGAGGGGCUUUCUACCAAAACAUAUAUGGGUUAAGAAUAAAUUUACUUUUAAUAUGUUUUUUUACUUUAGAUAGGCACGUGUAGAAAAUAAUAAUAAUUCGACCAUACAAAAAAAGCGAAAAUAAAGGUAUCUAAAAAAACUUUGUGGUGUGUACUUUAAAAAAGAAAAUUCUACUUUUAUUAUAAUUUCGGUUAUGUAUCUAAGGUGCCAUCGAACACAGAAUACCUCAAAAAUAUAAUAUUUUCAUUAAUAUUAUACAGUAGGUACAAAACAUUAUAUUAUAAUAUUAUGUGCAUGUUGUUCAAUUCGAAUAGUAAACUAUACGAUAUAUGGUUUAAACAAAUUUCCGCCAUCGUAUUCAUUGUGUUAGAUGUGUAAAUGUUUAAAGUUUUCGCCGUCCUCUCGUAUACUGUAUACGACUCUUUGGGGACACCGUACCACUGCACCGGAUUGAAACUUGUGUCUACCAAUGCUGUUGAUUUACUAAACGUUUAGGCCUACUACGCGGUAUUUAUACAGUGAGCACGAUAAUGUAUAAAGGUACACUAUAAAAUAUAAAUAACAUGUCUUAUAAGACAUGUUAUUUAGUUAAAGAGAUAUUUGAAUUGUCUAAAUGAAGAUAAAAGAUAAAUACAAAUUAAACUGUUUCGGUAAAUAUUAAAAUCAGCAAUGUGUUAUCUAGAUAAAAAAAAGAUAAUUUUGUUCAUAUCCUAUCAUAAAACUCAGUACUACAACUAGUAAAUUCGUAACAGAUUGAGUACAUAUCCAGAUAUCAAAAAGAUUAUGUGGUUGAUGCAACUUAAUAAUUAAUUAAUUUUACUAUAUAUUAAUAUAAAUUUAAUAUUUUACUUAUUAUUUCUAAUUAACAGUAUGAUGUGGUAUAUAAAACACAAAGAGAAAGAAACAGGAAUUGAUAUAAAACUUAAAAAAAUAGAAUCUACAGGCCAAUAUUUUGGAAUAUUUUCAAACGAAAAAUUAUAAUUAUUAUAACCAGCGUUAUUGCAGGUGAUAAAAAUAAUAUGAUUUUUUUUUUAAGGAUUAAGAAACACGAAAACCGUUUUUAAAUUGAAUUUGUGGAUAGAAUAGGACGUAAAAAUAUUAUAAUUGAAAGAAACAAUAUUCCGAACCCAUUAGAUAAUAUUUUAUUUCGUAUAAUAAUAACGCGGUCAAAAAUAUUUUUAUAAUAUAAAAAAUAAGUUUAAAAAAAAAAAAUAACUUUGAACCCAUCAUAUAAAAACUGGAGAUUUAAAACUAUAUAUAAUGACAAGGUAUAUACAAGAUUUAGUAUUCGGGGAGAAAAAAACUUUAAUGAUUAAACUUCUUGGUUCAUCAGAACUUUUGAUGAGUUGUAUUCAUUUUUUAUUAUUAUUAUGAAAAUUGCUGUAUUAUUUUAAUAGAAAAGGCUACGGAAAUAUAAAAGUUAUUUUAUAUAUUUUUGAAAGUCCAAUGAAAUAUUUGUAUCAAUAUAUUAUUAAAUAUAAUACAAAAUUUAAAAUGUAUACGAUUUAAUAAGCUCGGAUAUAGACUUUAAUAAUAAUAUGUUUUAUAAUAAUAUAUUUAUGAACAAAUUACAUAUAAGAUAUAUAAAAAAGUAUAAUUAUACAAAAAAAAAAAUAAUUUUCUUUACAUUUUUAAUCAUCAUAAAAGCCGUAUUAUAAACGUAUUUAGAUAACAUAAUGUUUGGUAAAUUUAAUGCGUUUUAUUUUCAUCUGACGCCCGUCAAUUAUUAAGUUAAAAUAUAAUCGCUGAUAGAAUACGCGGAGUAAAUAAAAUUUCCUUAGACUAGUAAGAAAAAAAAAAUCAAUACAUUUCUCCUCGCAUUUCUCGCUCCACUCAGAAUUUUUAAAAACCAUAAUAUUAUGUGUUCCAACAAUCGCAAUAAGAAUUGAAUUCGUACAGUAAAACGUAAUAGCUGUAUAAUGAAUUCUAAUAUUGAACCGUAGGAUUUUUUUUUUUAAUAAAUUAUUUCGAUUUGUCGUAAUAUAUUGUUCUAGAGACAAAAAUACGAACUCACUUCAAACGAUUUCGGAACGCGCUUCACUCGCGUUGUAAUUUAAAAUUGAAAUUGUACGACGUUUAAAGUAUACAACUUUAUAGUAAUUAGGUGCCAGACUAUAAAUAUUUGUAAUACAAAUUUAGUCUACAAACAAUACUAGUAUACUAGUAUAAUAUAUAUGAUUCAGAUUUUAAUAUUAUUUACCAAUUUAUUGGCGGGUCAAAGGAAUAUAAUUAAAUUAAAUUUACAUCAAAGGCGACGUUGCGUCCGACUGACUCGAAAUUAUAUAUGUUCGAAAAAUAUAGUAUUUCAAUAUUAUUUUUUAUUAUAUUUUCCACAGAUCAUGUGUAUAAAAAAUAUGUAACAAGAAAUUUGUUUUUUUUUUAAAUUCUAUACUUUUAAAACUAUUGUUUCUUCUAUCCGUUAAACAUAGCUUUCAGAUUAAAGAUCGUAGACAUUUUGAAAAGUAAACAAACCUCAUAUUACACUGAUUGAUCAAUCUUCUUUUGGACUAUUUAUAAAACAAGUAACUGUACAAAAUUGCAUUACCAAUAUGUUAUUUUUGUCACCCUUAAUUUUAGAGGUUAAACCACUUCCCACUUUUGAUUUUCAAACAACAAUCUUUACUAAAAAUUUCAUAAAUAGAUGAACCUAUGUACUUUUUAUGGAAAAUAUCGUCUAAUCACACCGCAUAAAAAUCACGUGACAUAAUAUAACGUUAUUUGUUCAUACAAGAAAUGUUUAAUUAAAAUAACAUAGCAGAGACAAUCAAGAAAAAAAGGUUGCGAUGGACAGGACAUGCGAUGCGGAGACAGAACUCUCUAUUAAGAAUGGUGCUAGAACAGAAUCCGGUAGGAAAAAGGCCCUUAGGAAGACCAAAAUUGAGAUGGGUAGAUAUAGUUCAGAGAGUUGUAUUAGACUUAGGAGGCGGAGCAAACUGAAAGGAUUUGAUGAUGAAUAGAGAUGGCUGGAAAAUAGGAUGGUCCUAGCGGCCAAAUUAACCCAAAAGAAAGAAGAAAGAAAAAAAGAUUUGUUCAUACUAUAACCUGCACUUGCGCUGACUUUUUUAUUUUAAAUAUUCUCUGGUCGAAAAAUUGACAUUUAAUGAAAAGUAAUCCUCAUUGCAGCCCUUUAAGAAGCUGUAUAAUUAUAUUUGUAUACUUAAUGAACUACGUACGAUCGUAUUCGAAACAAUACUUAUCACUAGAAAAUACAAAAUCCACGUUACAAUACCAUAAUUUAUUCUACACAUUAAGGUGCCAAUGUCGUUUUGCCCAUAAAAAUACACUCUAUGGAAAUAGUGAUUCUGUUCAGUAGAAUCAACCAAAUUAAUUUUUUUUUUUUUUUUAAAUUAAUAGAGGGAAAUAUUCUACAGAUCAUAUUGAACUCCGUUUUUCAAUAUUAUUCUAUUUUCAACAUUUAUAAAGUUUUAAAAAAAUCUAAAUUUUAAGCUUUUUAUCACCAUUUUUCCCCCUAUUAUUUGAAAUCGGAGUUCAAUACAGCCUAUAGAGUGUUGUAGUUUAUCAAUAAAAAAAAUUUUUAUGAAAAUAUUGAAUUAACAAUGAGUUACCACUAUUUUCGUGAAGCAAUUUUCGCCAGUAAAAACGACCACACCAUUUCCCCCUAAAUGGGUAUCGAGUAGUAGAUCGGAUGGAAAUCCCAUCUUUAAGAUGGUAAUUUAAAUGUUAAAAAUUAUUGUUCAAUUUUUCAAAAUCGGAGAAAAUUUAAAAAACUGACAACGGGCCUCUUAAAGAAGUGAAAAUGAUUGAAUUUUUUAAAUAUAAAUAAUUACCUGUACAAUAUUAUUGACUGUAAACGUUUAUUAUAUUGUGUUGCAGAACUCACACAGAAAGCAGAAGGUGAGUGCCCAAACAGCAAAGGUAUCCGUCUAGCUUAAAUGCGCUUUUUAAUCAACAACAGCAACCACCAACGACAUCACCGCAUUAUAUUAUAAUGUUAUAAUAUUAUGUAUAAUAUUGUAAUUAUUAUUAUCAUUAUUAUCAUCAAAGUAGCACACCAUGAUAACGAGAAAAAUAUCGUUUGAAAGAGUAUCCCGUUAUUUUUAUAUUUUUGUAUCUUUUUACACCAAUAUAUCCACACACACAUACCUAUACAUAUGUACACCUACAUACAUACGACACAAAAAUGGCAUAUACAUCGCAUACAUGCAUACACAUACACUGCAAACACACUUUAUACCAGUAUAACAUAAUGUUGUAUCAUUUAUAAAUAUCUGCAUAAAUAAAAAAAUUGUAUUAUCAUAAUCCUUUUCCUUUUU